AUGAGCGGCCAAGGCCAAGGCUCGCAUCACGCUCCUCUGCUCGCCACCCCCACCGCCUCCUACUCCUCUUUCAAUCCUCACCGUCUUACUCCGCCGAAUCGCCGUCCUGCUCCUCCUGCUGAUGUAGCCGUUGACAUUUCUGCCGCUGAUCCUACUGAAGCAGCAGCAGCAGCAGCAGCAGCAGCAGGGAAGGCGGCAGCAACAGGGGGGUUAGCAGGGGGGGCAGCAGGAGGGGUGGCAGAGGGAACGCCAGUCGUGUAUCCUGGCAUUGUCCAGCCCAUGGGCACGGAAGUACUCGUCUCCCGCUCGCCCACGCUCCUCCGCUUCACCAUCCCUCCCCAGCGCUUCUCCCUUGCAACCCUUUUUGGAAUCGUCGUCGUCCUGUUCUUGAUGGCGGGUCUCGCCUACUUGUCAGCCAAAGUAGUAUCCUAUCGAGUUCCCCGCAGCGCCCUUUACUACUUCAUCCCCAUCUGGGUUCCGCUUAUCUGGCUGCUCGCCGACUUGCUACUGCCGCACAUGAAGGUCGAAACAGUGACUGUUGACUCCGCCACGUGUCAGCUGACCAUUCGUCGAGCGGUGAACGGGAUGACUCUCCCUUGCUGUGGUGUGUCCACGGCAAGCACUGCUCGCAUCACUGGCUCUGGAGUCAACUUCACCGUGGUAUGUUCUCUUUGCUGUUUAUGA
Messenger RNA from Closterium sp. Naga37s-1, 684 nucleotides. Lineage: Eukaryota; Viridiplantae; Streptophyta; Zygnematophyceae; Desmidiales; Closteriaceae. The record is from the annotation of a GenBank genome assembly.